GAAUUUUUUUUUGAAAUUUCUUGGUAAACCUAAAUUAGUCGUAAAUAACUCUUCCGCAUCCCGUGAUCCUAGAAAGCCUAGAAUAAAGUCCGUAUUUUUUCCUUCCAUGUUGGUAACUCCCGUCUUUUUAGAAAAGACCCUAUAAUUUACGGUGAAGCAGUCAUAAACAAAGGACAAAAUCAGUUCUUUUGGUGAAGCAAUUGCUCAGUUUCCAUUCAUUAUAGUUUAGCGGCGAUGGUCACGAAUUUCAGGUUUGCAAUUAGUUUCUCUGAGAUCGGGUCUUCAUUAAUAAAAAAUUUAAAAUUAAAUCUCAGUUGCUGUUGUUUGUUUUUGCAUUUUAUUGAAACAAUGGAGCUUUCUAAAUUCUAAUUAAAAAAAACCUAGAGCAGAACCAGUUGUCUAGGAGAUGGUUUAUUGCUUCUCUAAAUCAGCACUACCUAAACCAGUUGUCCACUUAAUUUAAGGAGAAGCUUUCAAGCUGUUAAUCCUGGAGCAGGUGAAGGUAUGAGUGCUGCUGAUCUAGUGUGUCCCAAAUGGUUGAGGGACGGUGGUAAUGAAGACAUAUUGUUGGAAAUACUAGCUAGGCUACCAAAUAGUCGAAAUGCAAUUCAUGCCAGCUUGGUGUCUCACCUUUGGCAUUCCAUCAUCUCUCAGCAGCAGUUUAUUCCCAGGUUUAUAGGCCUCCGGGAGCAAAAGAAGAAACAGCAGCCUUAUUCCAUCAUAUUCCGCAUAGUAGAUGUUUAUCAGUAUGUUGCAGAUGAGUAUUAUCAGCCCAUCUGCAAACUAUUUUCGGAAGAAUCUGUGGUUCUCCAUGGGGGAAGGAAGGAGGAGACAGUGACAUCAUGUAGAAGUUAUCCUCCUUCUGGCGGCAGUGGCGGCGUCCAGCCACCUUCACCCAACAUGGUCAUAAGAGCAUCUUGCGGUGACUUGCUGCUGUUGUCGCAAAGUGCACGCCACUAUAGGUGUAAGCCGAACUCCUACUAUCUAUGUAACCCAGUAACCAAACAGUGGUUCCAUCUCCCCCAUGUUGAUUUCAAUGGGUUCUUGAUGGGGUUUGCAAUAGUACGCAUGCCGCCGCCUGCCCAUAACAGCCAUGGCAGUUAUGAAUACAAGGUGGCAUUCAUUCAUUAUCCUAUAUAUUAUGAAGAUGAGUAUUUUGCUGGGGACAGUUGGGAGUUCAGAAUGUCAAUUUAUUGUUCAAAAUCAAGACAAUGGAUUGUUGAAUCAUGGUUUCGAUAUCCUAUACCUACUUCCCGCAGGUGUGCUAGGUCUUUCAUUAACCCAGUCACUUGUAAUGGAACUAUUUAUUGGUUAAAUUGCAGUAAGUUUCCUGACUACGUCAUUGCCUGUGAUUUGGCAAACAACCCCCACUCUACUACCUUUAUACACCUACCCGAAGGCUCUAUGCCUGGUGGUGGGGGUGUUGUUUCGCUAGAGUUGGGCGCUGUCCUGGGGGAACUGAGAAUAUUCAACGUAUUCCACCCGCCACCGGGUGACCAGCAGCAGCCUCGGCAUCUCGUUGUUAAAGUUUGGGAGUUGAAUCACAGAACCAAUUCUUGGACUCUCGUUCAUGACACACACUUCAAUGAUAGGCCGCCGCCUCCUAAUGGCAUCCAAGUAGAAGGAAACAAGUUCAACAUCCGUACAGUUGCUUUCCAUCCACACGAUGGGGACGUGGUCUUUUUGGUAUGCGGCUGUGGUGUUUUCCAGUAUCACAUUUCACAGGGUGUGUAUGAGAAAGUAGAUGAGCUCUGUAGUGUUUUUCGGUAUCACAUUUCACAGGGUGGUGUGUAUGAGAAAGUCGACGAGCUCCUCCAUUCUGUGCCUCCAAACGAGCUUCUUACAUCCUUCACUCUCCUCCACUCUAUCUGGCCCACCACCAUGUUGCUCUCUCCUUCCGAUUAGAAUAGUAAUUGCUAUAUUUGACUCUCUGUUACUGUGUGCACACUCACAUACUGCAUAUGUUAUUGUGAAACAGUGAUGAACUUUAUUGGUUUGGGAUUGUGAUCUUGACCAUGAUAAUUGUCAACAUUUGCCCCCUUUGUCCUUGCAUUUGUUUGUUCCCCUCCCACCGCUCCGUUUUUCUUGUGCUCACUCUUUAAUUUGCUAUAUUUGUAUCCAAUGUUGAAAAUAUC
Molecule: messenger RNA, 2135 nt
Organism: Cuscuta epithymum
Lineage: Eukaryota; Viridiplantae; Streptophyta; Magnoliopsida; Solanales; Convolvulaceae
Source: the annotation of a GenBank genome assembly